GGGACCUGCCAGGACCUGCACGGGGAUCCUCCCUCGGCGCCUUUGAUGCGCUGCCAGCACCGCCUGGGGCUGGGGAGACCGAGGGGGCUCCCUCCAACCCCUUUGUGCAGCUCCAAACCUCUCCAAAAUAUCCCAAAAUAUCCCCAAACCUGGGAAAACCGCGUGUGUCACCCCCACCGCCGCCUCUCCCCGAAACCACGGAGCCACAGCCCAAAUCCCUUAAUUAGGGCUUGGCUGGGAUGUGGCCCCUGAAAUGCCACCGUGGGAGCGGCAGGCCGGGAGCCAGGGCGGCCCAAGGGGGCUGGGCCACCCUCAUUCCCCGGCUCCCAAAACUUCCAGCUCCAUCCCCAUCCCUGCCUCCUCCUCCUCCUCCUCGUGCUGAUCCAGGGAGAGGCACUGGGAGGGAAGGGAGGAGGCUCCAUCUCCUCCUCCCCGGCGGCGCCUCGGCGUGCCGGGGCAGAGCCGCGUGCCGGCGGGGAGCGCCAUGGCCGAGCGGCUGUCGGAGGAGAAAAUCGCCGAGUUCAAGGAGGCCUUUUCCCUCUUCGACCGCGACGGCGACGGCUGCAUCACCACCAAGGAGCUGGGCACCGUCAUGCGCUCGCUGGGCCAGAACCCCACCGAGGCCGAGCUGCAGGACAUGGUGGGCGAGGUGGACGCCGACGGCAGCGGCACCAUCGACUUCGCCGAGUUCCUGUCGCUGAUGGCCAGGAAGAUGCGGGACACGGACAGCGAGGAGGAGAUCCGCGAGGCGUUCCGCGUCUUCGACAAGGACGGCAACGGCUACAUCAGCGCGGCCGAGCUGCGGCACGUCAUGACCAACCUGGGCGAGAAGCUGACGGACGAGGAGGUGGACGAGAUGAUCAAGGAGGCCGACUGCAACAACGACGGCCAGGUCAACUACGAGGAGUUCGUGAGGAUGAUGACGGAGAAGUGACGGCCCUCGCCGGCUCCGUUCUGCAGGGAACAGAGGUUGUGGUGCUUCUCCCCCAGCCCCUCCAUCCCCUCCCACCUUCUCCAGGCUGGAAAAAAAUCCUCUUUUAUCCCAUUUGGAGCGUCACCAAGCGGCGUCUGCAUCGGCUGUGGGAUGCAGAUGGACACGGGGUCCCCGUGGGAUGUCUCGUGUCUGUUCCAGUGGCCACUGGAUAUUCCCUGGAUUCCCCAAGUCCAAUAAAAAACGUCCCCCCACGUCCUGGUGGCUGCUUCAUUCGGCUUCUCCUCGAGAUCCCUGCUCACAGAUAUUCCCUCAAAUCACCCUGGUCAGGCUCAGCCCCCGCCUCAUCUCCGUCCUCUUCCCAUUCCAUCCCUUUUCCCGACAGGCUGGGAAGAUGCUGGAGACCUGGAUGUGGCCGUCCCAAACCUCAUCACUUUUGGGAUCAGGAUCUCGGGGGUUCUUUUCCCUCUUCCAAGCUAAGAAAAGCUGGAUUUGUCCCUAACCCCCAUCCCAGAGCUGAGCAGAGCAGGAUUCACUUUCCUGGCCGUGAUCCCAAACUCGCCGUGCCUCAGUUUCCCCACAGCGAGGGGGGAUCCUGGGAUGGAAUCCUUCCCUCCACAGAGGAAUUGGAAUGAAAAUUCCUUUUAAUGGAUCUAAUUAAUGCCCCGUGCUAAUGAGCAAACGGGGCUGAGCUGCUCCGUGGGGAAUUUUGGGUCUGCCACGACUCCAGCCCCACUUCCAGCCCAUCCCUGGGGCUGGGAACUUUGGCAAUCGCAGUUGUUUUCCCGGGAAAACCGGGCGGGUCCUGGCAGAGCUGAGCACGCCCACGCUCACUCCCAGCACCUUCUCCCUCACACUCACAGGGUGAGAGCGGGGCAAAGUCCAGCCCCAAAACCCCCAAAUCCAGCCCCAAAACCCCCAAAUCCAGCCCCAAAAUCC
This is a messenger RNA of Prinia subflava (tawny-flanked prinia), 1870 nucleotides long. Its product is annotated as calmodulin, striated muscle. Lineage: Eukaryota; Metazoa; Chordata; Aves; Passeriformes; Cisticolidae. The coding region runs from base 485 to 934 and encodes 149 amino acids. Gene Ontology annotation, molecular function: enzyme regulator activity; calcium ion binding. The record is from RefSeq and is a predicted model, not a curated record. The transcript is spliced from 2 exons.